Messenger RNA from Punica granatum (pomegranate), 962 nucleotides. The record is from RefSeq and is a predicted model, not a curated record. Lineage: Eukaryota; Viridiplantae; Streptophyta; Magnoliopsida; Myrtales; Lythraceae.
GGCAAUUCUGUAGGAGGGACUGUUUCUGCAAGAUUGAAAACAUCAGGUGCUGCUUUCGCAAUUUUUGGAAAAUAUGGACUCAAAAUGAGAAGCCCACAACCAAGAAGACUCUCAUAUUUAAAGCCUGGUCGAAAUAGGGUUUCUUCGUCACUCCAAUCCACCAACCGCCCUCCCCGCUUCACUUCACCUCCCGCCGCGCCGGCCGACAUCCAUCGACCUUCAUCAAUGGCGUCGGAGAAGAAGCUGUCGAACCCGAUGCGGGAGAUUAGGGUCCAGAAACUGGUCCUCAACAUCUCCGUCGGCGAGAGCGGCGAUCGCCUCACCAGAGCCGCCAAGGUGUUGGAGCAGCUCAGCGGCCAAACGCCCCUUUUCUCCAAAGCGAGGUACACUGUUCGUUCCUUUGGGAUUCGGCGUAACGAAAAGAUCGCGUGCUAUGUGACGGUCAGGGGUGAGAAGGCAAUGCAGCUUCUGGAGAGUGGUUUGAAAGUGAAGGAAUAUGAGCUGCUUAGAAGAAACUUCAGCGACACCGGCUGUUUUGGGUUUGGUAUCCAGGAGCACAUUGAUCUAGGAAUUAAGUAUGAUCCUUCUACGGGUAUUUAUGGAAUGGACUUCUAUGUUGUCCUCGAGCGCCCUGGGUACAGAGUGGGACGCCGCAGGAGGUGCAAGUCCCGUGUUGGGAUCCAGCACAGGGUUACCAAGGAGGAUGCGAUGAAGUGGUUCCAAGUUAAGUACGAGGGUGUCAUCCUUAACAAGUCCCAGUCCAACACUGCUUAAGAAGACCCUCUAGGAAGAUUUUUCAUUUCAUUUUUUGUUUCGGCUUAAGCCAAAUGAUAGCGGAUCCAUGAUUUUGCUCUAGACUUGCAGAUUGUUUUUUCACUUUAAUUUUGCUCUUGGGAAGGUGUUCGUGUGACUUACUGAUGGUAUUGAGAUUUAGUUAUGGAAGCAAUUUUUCAAGACGAUAA